Messenger RNA from Cricetulus griseus (Chinese hamster), 2463 nucleotides. NCBI's taxonomy places the organism in Eukaryota, Metazoa, Chordata, Mammalia, Rodentia, Cricetidae. The record is from RefSeq and is a predicted model, not a curated record.
UUCUUUAAAAGUAAAAAGCAUGCUGCUUGGCCUGACUAGCUAAUGUGUACCUGUAUCUGGUAAACAAUCUGUUUCUUUCAAAUUCUGACCAUCGUGGGAUUGAGCUCUCUUUGCUCUGAUGAGCCACUUUCAGAAAUUAUGGCUUCCUCCUUUUCAUCUGAAGUACAUAACCCUGACCUUACAGCACUGCUUGGAGAAAAAAGCAAAACAUUAGGCAGCCAGCUUAUUCUAGCCAAAGAAGGAAAAGACCCCUUGGUUCUUCUAGAUAUGAAAAAGCUGGAUUCAUCUCAAGGGACCAAUAAGGACAGAGUAGACACUCUGGUUUCUCUUACAGCUGGCAGUCCUUGCAACCACCCUUCCAUUCCAGACAGUUUCCCAGAGCAGCCUGCUUUUCUCUCAAAGGAAAUUGGUUCAGCAGAAGAGUGGAUAGUUAAAGACCAAGAACCCAAGAACCCGAACAAGGUUGCAAGUGAAGAGGACAGACGUGCACUGGAUCUUGGGCAGUCUAAGACAGAACACAUUUGUACAUAUUCCUUGUCCCCAUCUGAACUUUCAGGAGCUAGUGUCGAAAAAGAUUCUCCUGAGUCACCAUUUGAAGUAAUUAUUGACAAAGCAACUUUUGACAGAGAAUUUAAAGAUUUGUAUAAGGAAAACACAAAUGAUUUGGAUGGAUGGGCAGCUCACAGUGAUAGAGAAUCCCCUGCAGACUUAUUGGAAAUGAAUGACAAAGUGUUUCCCUUGAGAAAUAAAGAGGCAGGGCGUUACCCAGCCUCUGCACUGCUCAGUAGACAGUUUUCACACACUACAGCAGCACUGGAAGAGGUGUCUAGAUGUGUGAAUGAUAUGCAUAACUUUACUAAUGAAAUACUGACUUGGGACUUAAUUCCCCAAACAAAACAACAGGCUGGUAAAUCAUCUUGUACCACAAAAAGUACAGGACUAGACAGGAAUGAACAUCACUCAGAGAUUCCAGUUAUAAAUCUUAAAACAAACACUCAUCAGAAAAUGCCCAUAUGUUCUCCUAAUGGAAACACUCCCAUCACCAAAUCCACAGAUGACUGGGCAGAAGCAUCUUUCUCUCCAGAAAACAUUGCUGGAAAACCUGUAAAAGACUACCACCUCAGCUCCACAAAAGCCAGUGACAGAGGUGUGUCAGGCAGUUCCCAACCACUUCUGGAGCCACCUGGCUCUGUGCCUGAGAAAUGGGUCUCAGGCUCUGGAGCAGCCACAGUAGAAGUAGCUUUACCUGACCUGAGGGAUGCCUGGCCUAACUGUGUGCUGGGAGAAGUCACAGAGGUUGAUAGUUCUGGGGAGUCUGAUGACACAGUCAUAGAGGAUGUCACAGCAGAUCCGUCAUUUGAGACCAACAAAAUUCUGCCUGAAAAACCUGACUCCCUUUCUGGUACUGAUGCAAAAAUAAGUGCAAGGGAUAUCAAAGAGACUCCCACUUGUGAAACUGUGAGGAGUGAAAUGUGUGAAAACUCAGAAGAGCCAAGCAGUGCCUCUGAGCUGCUUCAGGCCCAGCCAAAAACUUCUCAUAGAAGGAGUCUGGAAGGUGAGGUGUGCUCACAAGUACCUAAUACUCUGAAUGAAGUUGCACCUGAAAAGCCUGCUAUGGCUGACAACCCCAAAGUUCCUUCAACAGCACCUCCAAAUGUUCUUAGUGAGACAGGAUCCCCACUGACUGUGACAGCUUCUGCCAACUUGGAGUCUUUGCUUGGAAAAUAUGUUGACGAUACAGAUGGCUCCUCCCCAGAGGACUUGCUGGCUGCAUUCACAGGAGCCAGGGAAAAAGGACUCAUGGGUAAAGAUCAUAGCAGCUUGGAAGCAGUGUUAGAGAAGACAGCAGACUUUAAAAAUGCUUUGCCUAUGGAACUCUUGCAUGAACGUGAACUAGGUGGUUCUGAAACCAAAUACAGUGAACACAGCAAAGAAACAAAUGGCGGUGAGCUGAGUGCACUCUCUCCUCAAGGUGCCCUCCGGGUGUCUCCUGACUUAGAGCAGGAACAGCUCACCAUAAGAGCCAUUAAAGAAUUAGGAGAAAGGCAGGCUGAGCAGGUGCAGGCUGAAGUAGCAGCUCCUGGAGGAAAACUCAAGCAAACCUUUGCUCCACAACCUUGGCCACAGAGGUCAUCUGACAUCCUAGAAUACACAGAUACUGAGACUGCAUCUGAUUUGGGGAUUGCCAAAAAGCCCUCUAUCAUCAAUGACACUAGAGUAGAUCCUAUUUCCAGCCUUAGCAAGACUGAAACGGUUAACAAGCAUGUCCUAGCAAGACUUCUGUCUGACUUCUCAGGUAACCAUUUACACCAGAAAUUCUGCAUGUGGUUAAUUCUGCUGUGAUUAUCAUUCUGCUUUGUGCCCUGUACAUAAAAGCACCUUUCCCUCUGUGUGUGUGUGUGUGUGUGUGUGUGUGUGUGUGUGUGAGAGAGAGAGAGAGAGCGCGAGAGAGAGAGAGAGAGC